Brassica rapa (field mustard) is the source of this 1195-nucleotide messenger RNA. RefSeq names its product CLAVATA3/ESR (CLE)-related protein 9. The record is from RefSeq and is a predicted model, not a curated record. Lineage: Eukaryota; Viridiplantae; Streptophyta; Magnoliopsida; Brassicales; Brassicaceae.
AAGACCUGAGAGAGAGAGAUAGCUUGAGACCCAAGAAACAGUUAAAUACACGUUCUUGACUUUUCUUGUAUAUAUUGGUUGUAAACAUUAAUGUAGAAUACAUAAACAGAUCAUUUUGUACGUUUUCAUAUCAUUUAAAUAGCAACAGCAAGUGGAAUUAAUCGAGAUCGGAAUGUAUAAUGAGGUCACGGGUUGAUACUCAUUUAAUUAUGUCUAUGAAAACGACUUCCUCCUCAUAACGUCGGCUCAUGUGCAUCUUCUGUGUUGCAUUAAAACUCCCACUUUGCUUAUUUCCCUCUCUCUCUUCUAGUUUAAACUUUUCCUUCUCCACCAAAACAUAUUAUAUCUCUCUCUCUUUCUCUCCUCAUAUCAAGCAAUGUCGACGAGCCACCUGAACCGUCCGUUCUUGAUCCUUCUCCUCCUCUUUGUCUUGUUACUUCUCUCCACUUCUCUAACCGCUGAAGACAACCGGCCGACAUCAAGAAACUUCCCUUACCGAACUCACCGCCAUGUCCCGAGUGUUCACCAUCCGUAUCACGUGAGUCCACACGGUUCAUGCGACUCUUUCUCUCGUCCUUACGCUCGUUCUAUGUGCCUUGAGCUUCAAAGAAUCCACCGUAACAGCCGGAAACAGCCAUUUUCUCUCCCUCCUCCUCCGCCGGAGAUUGACCCAAGGUACGGCGUCGAUAAAAGGCUCGUCCCCUCCGGUCCAAAUCCUCUUCACAACUAAAAAAUCCUAUAUGUUUGUAUACAUAAUACACGUACGGGGACCCUAGUUAUAUUUUAUUGCUGACACGUUUCUUGGAGUACUACUUGUGUCGAAAGAUCUGUAUGUUUUUCAUAGAGAUUCUUUUUCCUGAAGGCGAAGGUUCGAUCAUUUCUUCAUUGAGGAUCUUUCUUGAAUCUUGAUACUACUCUUAUGGGAGGGGGAGAUGUUACUAUUUCCAUGCUUGUUUUCUUAAGACUUGUUGUAUGAGUGUGGAAACAAUCUUGGAAAUAGUGUAUUCUUGCAUUGUCUUUCUUUUUCUAUUUUCCUGCUUACGUAAAAGUGAAAGAUUUAGUAUAUAAUAUAUGGUUGGGAACUUGAGAUAGAAGAGGAGAAAUGCAUGAGUUCAAUUAAUUUGGGAGCUGUAUAUUAUGUAACUUCAAAGUCACCCACUGGUCUAUGAAUAAUAAAACUUAAUAUUUCAUAAAA